UUUUAACUACUUUCAAUUAUUGGAUCUAUGCCAUGGUUAUAAAAAAACAUUUUUAGAAUUUAGCCAAAAACGUAUUGCGUUAAAAUGCUGUUAACUGACAGGUCGAGACGAUAGGACUAUGGAAAGUACACAGACUGAGACAUUCCUUAUCACUGGAGGAGGAGGAUAUUUUGGCUUUCGUCUUGCAUGCAAACUUUACAAUAACGGAGCCAAAGUUGUUCUGUUCGAUGUGCAGCCCCCAGGCCAGGACUUACCAGAGGGCAUGGUGUUCCACCAGGGAGACAUUCGGGAUUAUAACCAGGUGCUGAAGGUAGUCUGUGGAGUAGAUUGUGUGUUUCACAUAGCCUCUUAUGGUAUGUCGGGGAGAGAACAGUUAAAUCGACAACUGAUUGAGCAGGUGAAUGUGAAAGGCACUGAGAAUGUCCUCAACGCCUGUAUAGAGUGCAGUGUUCCCAGAGUAGUCUACACUAGCACCUUUAAUGUGGUCUUUGGUGGUCAAGUCAUCGAGGGAGGGGAUGAAACUCUUCCGUACCUGCCUCUCCAUCUCCAUCCUGAUCACUAUUCUAGGACGAAAUCCCUUGCAGAGAUGGAGGUGCUCAAAGCCAAUGGCACUGCACUAACAAAUGGCCUGGGUGUAAUAAGAACCUGUGCCCUGCGCCCAGCUGGAAUAUAUGGCCCCGGAGAGCAGAGACAUCUGCCAAGAAUCGUGGGCUACAUUGAGAGUGGAAUCUUCCGGUUUGUGUAUGGCGAUCCUAGCAGUUUGGUGGAAUUUGUCCAUGUUGAUAACCUGGUGUCAGCACAUGAAUUGGCAGCCAAGGCCUUGACAAAGGGGGAGGGAUACCGUGCCGCCGGCCAGCCCUACUUCAUAUCUGAUGGCAAGCCUGUAAACAAUUUUGAGUUCUUUAGACCUUUGGUGGAAGGUUUGGGGUACACAUUUCCUAAAGUGCGUUUGCCUGUGUCUCUAAUAUAUUUCUUUGCAUUCCUCACCGAGAUGGUUCAUCACCUAGUGGGCCCCAUCUACAACUUUCAACCUUUGCUUACUCGCACAGAAGUCUAUAAGACUGGGGUGACCCAUUAUUUUCGAAUGGAGAAGUCCAAGAAAGAGCUGGGGUAUGAGCCUCAGGAGUAUACUCUAGAUGAAGUUGUGAACUGGUUCAAAAGUAAAGGCCAUGGCAAAAAACAAAGAGCUUCCUCAACAAAACAGUUCAUCUUGGAUGUUUUAAUUAUAGUUGCCUUUGUAGCUGUGAUACUCUCAUACCUUCCUGUCGUUGGACAGUGAGUUUUAAAUUUGACAGACACCAAGAAUCUUUUGUCUCCAGCAUGAAAGCAAACUCAUCCUGCAUAGUGUACUUAAACUUAAAUGGGCUAAAAGUAUUGAAGUAUUUCUUGUACUUAAAAGUACUAUUUGGGGCAUGACAUUUUCUGACACAUUUCCAAACCUUGAACAGAAUUUAUGGCUACCUCUUUUUAAUCAGAUGAUGUCCAUCAGUUCAAAUGAUCACAAUCCCUGAUGCUUGAAGAAUAAACAUUUUAAUUUCUUCCAUAUUCUGUUUUGUAUCUGUUGAUUUUAUGAUUCAACAUUCUUAAAUAGCCUUUAGUGUGAUUGUUGGAUAUUGAUUAUGUUGAUACAUAAAAUAACUGAGAAAUAAAAUGGCAAAAUGGCUAUUUCAAUCUGCAAGCAAGAUUAUCUGAGUGGGUUUUUGUGGUGAAGAUUAUGUGCACAGGUGUGCAUCUGUGUUUUGGAAAGGGGUGAUGUUGAUUAACUGUCUGUCUAUCAAUAAAGAUAACUUACAGAAAGUG
Molecule: messenger RNA, 1800 nt
Organism: Alosa sapidissima (American shad)
Lineage: Eukaryota; Metazoa; Chordata; Actinopteri; Clupeiformes; Clupeidae
Gene: sdr42e1
Product: short chain dehydrogenase/reductase family 42E, member 1
Exons: 3
Coding region: 119-1279 (386 amino acids)
Biological process (GO): steroid biosynthetic process
Molecular function (GO): 3-beta-hydroxy-Delta5-steroid dehydrogenase (NAD+) activity
Source: RefSeq, a predicted model, not a curated record